This is a messenger RNA of Ilyonectria robusta, 285 nucleotides long. RefSeq lists its product as uncharacterized. The coding region runs from base 1 to 285 and encodes 94 amino acids. The transcript is spliced from 2 exons. The record is from RefSeq and is a predicted model, not a curated record. Lineage: Eukaryota; Fungi; Ascomycota; Sordariomycetes; Hypocreales; Nectriaceae.
AUGUCUGAUACAUACAAGCCCACUGAGCACGGCGGUCUCCGCGAAGACGGCAAGCCCGACAAGCGCGUUGGCACCGGCGAGUUCGCCUAUGGCAAGGUCGAUCCUACUGAGGCUGGCCAGCAGGGUGGCAAGAUGAGCGGCACCACCCAAGCCACGGAUGAAGACGUCAGUAAGGACACUGGCAACAGUGGAGGUAGUGCCAAGGGCGAGUUCGCUCAUGGCAAAGUCGAUCCCCACGAGGCCGGCCGCAAGGGUGGAAAGGCGAGUGGCAGCAGCGACGAGUAG